AGCACACUCUAUUUUGAGAACACGUUGGAUAUGUUCGCAUUCAACUUCCUUUUACUUGUACUAUGGUUCAAUGCUCUUGCUGGCGGUCACUUUUUCCCAAAAGAGGAAAAUCUACCGCCUGUAUUCUAUAAGUGCAUAGAUAAUUGCAUUGCUAAAAAACGUCCGGCAAAAUCGCGGCCAGAAGCCGAAUGUGUUGAAAAAUGCAGGUCAAGGUGGGACCCGACAUGGAACCCAAGAACCACGACACGGAUGUCAAAUUCGCGGGCAGAAGCCGAAUGUAUGAAAAAAUGCAGUUCAAGCAGGGAUAUUGUCAUGCAUGCAGUGGGUCAUAUCAGACCAUUGUUACACUGUCCCAGCAAGCCACUUUUUGGAAUAUGCACUACCUUGGAUUUGGAUUUUGAGAGUUUUCGUAAACAAUUUAGUAUAAAUUUGCACUAA
Molecule: messenger RNA, 438 nt
Organism: Cylicocyclus nassatus
Lineage: Eukaryota; Metazoa; Nematoda; Chromadorea; Rhabditida; Strongylidae
Source: the annotation of a GenBank genome assembly